CCUUGACCCCGAAGUGCUGGUACACCUCCUCCCACAUCACCCUUGUGUCUUGUGUGGCUGCAAGCUGCUUUUUACAUAAACAUCACGAAUUCAAAUAUGAAAUAUUUUCUUUUAACUGUUGUUCUCUCAGGAAGGAUCAUCCGUGAAUAAUCUGCUUCACCUUUGUAUGUUGGUGAUGUGACCCUCUCUCACAUUAUGAGAGCAGCCACUCAUGUGAUCAUGACAGUCCACACCAUCCUGAUCCUGCUGCCCAUCCUGGGGUUCCACGUGCUUCCCUGUGUAUCUGCCCAUUUGGAGAACAGCCUCAGGAUAGUGGCUAAUAUAACUGUGGAAGACCCAGGGGAAUGUGAUGUGAAAUUGUGUCCUCCUGAUGAAUCCUGUACAAAAGCCCUCCUUCAUGAAGGAAGAUGUUUUCUGUUUAGUUGUCUGCCUAUUGCCCAGAACUCCUCUUGUGAAAAUAUCACAAUAAUACAGGAACUACUUACAAAUCAAGAGUUCGUCUAUGUAGACAGUAAUCAGCCUUCUCUAAAUGGCUCUUUUACUAAUACCACAGAACAAUCAACACCUACAGCUAACAUCUCGGCCUCCAGCACUUCCGCACUCACAAAUCUGCCUAGUAUACAAAACCAGUCAACUACUAUUGUGACCAUCAAAUUGCAGACAACCGCAUCAGACCAAGCUUUUACUGAACCAGCAGAUUCUCCAGCAUUCGCCAUACCUGCUACCAUUCCAACAAGAACAGCCACAACAACUACAAACGCAACAAAAACCUCCACGACAACAAAACCACCCACAACAACAACUAAACCCUCUAUAACAUCUAACAUAACCACUACUCCAACAGUUGCACAAACUCCAAAACAGCUUCCUUUACCAUCAGGGACCAAAACAUCCGCCAGCGUCUCACCAUUAGUGCCUACAAUACCUCCAUCUGCCACUUCCACAAAACUACCCCAACUGCCUCCUGUUCCAACAUCCUCAGAAGAUAAGCCAUUGCCAGCCACGCCAACAACCUCAACGAGCCCCACAGUAGUGGCAUCCACACUGCCUAAGGACAUUCCCAAAGGGGACCAAGAUAGAACUGACAAAGCCAUAGUAGAAGUGGCUGGAGACCUUCUGACCAGUCACCUGUUUAACACCAGCUCUCUGCUGGCUGUUCUACUUUUCGGCGUCAUUUUAUUUGUGGUCACGGUCGCACUGUUUCUCAAACAAAAAUAUGAUAGUUACAGGCGAAAAGACUACACUCAGGUAGACUAUCUCAUCAAUGGAAUGUACUCCGAUUCAGGGGUCUGACGAGGUGGUUUGUUUCAUUAUCAAAUAUUUUUUGUUUUCAGGAUUUUGUAGCACCUUUUGGUUUGAGGCCCACAGACUUUAGUCAGGGUAGACACCAUAUUUAAUUUGACACAAAUGAAAUUGAGGCUCUAUGGGACAUAUGUACAGUCCAUAUAAUGGUUUGUACUGUUGGACAUAUAAUUUUCACAACUCAUGUUCACCCGAUGGUGUAUUUUCAGUGUUGCGUUGGUUGAAUGUUGGACACCAAGUUACACAACAAUACAAACCAUUGAACUGACUGUAUCUAUCUGUCACAGCCUCCUUUUCAGUUUUGGUAAAUUAAUUAUGGGGAUACCUUGACUAAUGCCCAUUGUAAUGCUGAAAAUUAGUAGCACUCUCUCAAAUUUCAAACGCUUUAAAAGCCCUGUACCACCUCAUUAUUGAACUCAAGCUGGUGCUCAAAUAAAAAAUUUGAGUACAAUGGUGUGACAUAUUGGUAUCUUUUAUUUCUAUGCAGAUUAAGCUUCCAUGUAAUUUCUUGGCACGUGGGACUAAAGCCUUAGUAUAAACCUAGCCCAUAUCCUUCGUUCAACAAAUGUCAUUACGAGGGAUUCAUAGUGCAAUAUUUGGAAACCUUUGUCUUGGUCUAAUGUUAUGUUCAGUGUUUCAUCUGCAGCUAAUGAGUUUGGCUGCAAUUAUUGCCUUUAUGUUUGUCAGAACAGUUCAGGAACAUUUGAAGAAUUGUUAAUGAAUUAAUGCCUUUGUAUUGUUUUGUGUGAAGAUUGAGAAUAUUUGCCAAACCAGGAAUUGUGGCACAGAAGGCGAUGACUGUCAAGCUAAGGGAAUAACCCAGCCAAUGUGUAUUUAGUGUCAGGAACAAAGAAAAGAUUAUGAUAUUAGUGUUUGAGAUCAAAGGAAGGGAAGGGGGUAUGAUAGUUUGAUAUGUGCCAAAUUGUUUUUGUAAGUCUUAAUAGAUGCACUGUAUAAAAAAUAAAGAUGUAUACAAAUAAUAAAAACAUACUUU
Xyrauchen texanus (razorback sucker) is the source of this 2296-nucleotide messenger RNA. RefSeq lists its product as uncharacterized. The record is from RefSeq and is a predicted model, not a curated record. Bases 196 to 1293 code for a protein of 365 amino acids. Lineage: Eukaryota; Metazoa; Chordata; Actinopteri; Cypriniformes; Catostomidae. The transcript has 5 exons.